Puccinia graminis f. sp. tritici CRL 75-36-700-3 is the source of this 945-nucleotide messenger RNA. RefSeq names its product heme-binding peroxidase. The transcript is spliced from 6 exons. Gene Ontology annotation, molecular function: heme binding; peroxidase activity. Gene Ontology annotation, biological process: cellular response to oxidative stress; response to reactive oxygen species; hydrogen peroxide catabolic process. Lineage: Eukaryota; Fungi; Basidiomycota; Pucciniomycetes; Pucciniales; Pucciniaceae. The record is from RefSeq and is a predicted model, not a curated record. The coding region runs from base 1 to 945 and encodes 314 amino acids.
AUGCCCUCUAGAGAAUUCGACUACGACGCUGUUUGCGACUCUAUCCGCCGUAUUCUUAACCAACCUGGCUACGAUAAUUACGACGAGGAUGUCAAACAUACCGCUGGCCCAGUGCUCGUUCGAUUAGCCUGGCAUGCUGCCGGGACCUAUGAUAAGGAGACUGAUACGGGUGGCUCAGAUGGUGCCGGAAUGAGAUACGAGGCCGAAGGUGGGGACCCCGCUAACGCAGGACUUCAACAUGCCCGAGUAUUUCUAGAACCUGUCAAGAAGGAACACCCUUGGAUUACCUACGCUGAUCUGUGGACACUAGCCGGUGUGGUAGCGGUAAAGGAGAUGGGCGGGCCCCAAGUACACUGGAAGCCUGGCCGAACGGACUUCAUGGAUGACUCCAAGUGCCCACCUAGAGGUCGACUUCCUGAUGCCUCCUUGGCACAUGACCAUCUUCGCCAAGUCUUUUAUCGUAUGGGGUUCAAUGAUCGCGAGAUUGUCGCCUUGUCCGGAGCCCAUAACUUGGGCAAAUGCCACACGGACCGAUCAGGCUACGAAGGCCCUUGGGUGAACAAUCCCACAAGAUUCAGCAACCAAUACUUCAAGCUCCUCAAGAAAUUAGAGUGGAAGCCCAAGAAGUGGGGUGGACCACUGCAAUUUGUGAAUUCGGACUUUGGCGAAGAGUUGAUGAUGCUACCUACCGAUCGCGCUUUGGUUUCCGAUCCGUCGUUCAGUCAGUGGGUCGACAAAUACGCCGAGGAUCGAGACCUCUUUUUCUCCGACUUUGCCGAUGCCUUUUCCAAGCUGCUUGAGCUUGGUGUCAAGAGAGAUCAGCACUCUUACAAACCAGCCGGCAAGAAAUCCGAUCAGCCUGGGGCCCCCGGUUCCAGUGCUCAGGAUGCUGAAGCCGAGCCCGUCAGACGGGGUAAUAUCGCCACGGGCAAGACCAAGUUGUGA